ACGAGUUUUCUUUUGUGAGUUUUUGCUAUUUCUGUUCCUAAUUUAUAAUUGGAUGAGCUUGUUAGUUUAUAAUUGGAUGAGCUUGUUGAAUCCCAAGAGAUAUACCUAAUUAUCUUAUUCACUGUGUGGUGAAAUAUCCUUAAGAACAACGUCUUUGACACGCUUCAAGCUGAUUCUCUUCUCCAUAAGGAAUUAGGUUUUGAUAUCUGCUUUCAAUCAUGGAUCCAACUACCAGUGAUAUCAACAAACGACACCGUAUUGAAGAAGAAGUAGAAGGAGGAGGAAACUCCAAUGGCGAUUUUGAGGUGUCAAUUGAGAAACUUCCAGAACAUAUAAUAAGUCAUGUACUGCACAAAUUGGAUUUGGAAUCUCUUUGCACUGCCACGUGUGUUUCUAGAACCUUCCAUUCCGCUGUCACGCCGCUUGUUUCUUCUCUUUCCUCUCUCGAUCUCUCUGAACGUUCUCUUGAUGAAGUGUCUCUAAGACAUGUUGUGCGUAGGUUCCAAGGAGCCAAGAGUUUAACUAUCGAUUGCCUCCAAAUGAAGAAUGAUUCCUCCAUUAUCAAUAUCCUCCAUGAACAUAUCAUAGAUUUGAGUUUGCUCAAAUGUUCUUCUCUGUCUUAUGACAUUCUCUGUGCAAUUGGAGAAAGGUGCCCCAACUUAAGGUCCUUGCUUAUAGAAUUCUCUGGGUGUGAAGCACCAGAACAUUUCAAAAGUAAACUCACAGAAAUGCUCCAAAAGAUUUCCUUGUUAGAGUCGCUGUCCAUAAAAAUCCGAGGGACCUUCAAUGAUGUAUUUGAUUUACGAUCUCUUGAAUUAUUUCUGCCCAAGAGUAUCAAAAAUUUGAAGUUACAGCAAGCAGAUUCACAUUCCUCUAUCCUCUGGAUAGAUAAGAUCAGGGAUAACCCUUGGUUCAAAUUGCUAAGCUUAUCUCUUGUCUUGGACGUUAUAUCAGAUGACCUUCUCAUCGCAGUUGUGAAUUCUCUUCCUCUUUUGGUAGAGCUGGAUCUUGAAGACAGACCUCGUAGAGAGCCAUCGAUACAAUCGGACUUGACCAACAUUGGACUACAGUCUCUGGAGGUCUGCCAGCAUUUGAUUACCCUCUCAAUUGUUCGAAGUCAAGUAUAUUUGUUUCACACUUCAUUUAAGAGAGUGGACAAUAUGGGCAUGUUCCUUCUGUCUGAAGGUUGUGGAGGGUUGGAAUCAGUGAAACAUGGCGGGUUCACCAAGGUUACUGAAGCUGGGUUUUCAUCAAUUCUGCACUCGUGCCAGAAUCUGAAGAAAUUUGAAGUGUCGAACUCAUCUCUACUAUCAGACUUGGCGUUCCAUAAUAUGAGAGGAGUUGCAAGGUCCCUAAUUGAAUUAAGGUUGUUAUCGUGCAGGCUUCUAACUAGUGAAGCCAUGGAGGAAUUGUCCUCAUUUAGUAACUUGGAGGUGCUUGACACAAGUGGGUGCAGAAGCAUUGCAGACCCCUGUCUCUACUACAUAUCAAGUCUCACUACACUCACAAAGCUAAACUUAGCAGAAGCUGAUAUCACUGAUAAGGGGCUUGCUAUUCUUGGUAGAGGAAACUCACCCAUUGCGCAGUUGUGCAUCAGAGGCUGUAAGAGAGUAACUGACAAAGGAAUUGAGUUUUUAUUUCAUGGGGAGGGGAAAAUUUGCAAGACAUUAUCAAUGUUGGAUGUCGGUCACAUGCCCGGAAUAUCUGAUGCAGCUAUCUUUACCAUUGCAUCUGCUGCUAAAGCAUUAACUGAUUUAUCUCUAAGGUACUGCUUUCAUGUGACUGAUGCUGCAGUGAAGAUGUUGGUGGAUAGACCAAGCUAUAAAUGUAGUCUACUGCAAAGACUUGAUCUUUAUAACUGUCGAAGUCUGUCUGAUGAUUCGGUAAUGCUACUUCUGCACAAGUCUUCUUUCCGUGGUUUGCGCUGGCUUGGUGUUAGAUCUCUCUUAGUCAAUAAAAGAGACGAUUUCUCCACAAUAUGCAAUGUGCGACCCUGGCUGGUUGUGUGUUUUGAGGGCUGCCAAUUCGGGUGCCAUGAUGGCUGGCAGUUUCACGAUAUUUUGGCUUGUUUGCAUUAGUUUAAAAAAGCUCUACAAAUCAAGAUAGACCUCCUCUUUGCUAUCUCAAGGGCUGGCCGGGCUAAGUUCCGUUAUACAAGUUCCUUUAUACAUUGUUGUAACAUGUAAAUUAGGUACUUCUGUAACUGAGUAGCAUAAGUUAGUGGCAGGGGUUAUAUAUUUUAGCCAGUUUUGUUCCUUUAUGACCUAGUUCACUUCAAGUAUGGGUGAAGACAUGAUCGAAUAAUCUUCCUUUAAAUGCAAGAUUUCUGCGAUAAAAGGCUUAUUUUGA
Molecule: messenger RNA, 2349 nt
Organism: Lycium barbarum (goji berry)
Lineage: Eukaryota; Viridiplantae; Streptophyta; Magnoliopsida; Solanales; Solanaceae
Product: F-box protein At-B
Exons: 5
Coding region: 219-2078 (619 amino acids)
Biological process (GO): SCF-dependent proteasomal ubiquitin-dependent protein catabolic process
Cellular component (GO): SCF ubiquitin ligase complex
Molecular function (GO): protein binding
Source: RefSeq, a predicted model, not a curated record